Molecule: messenger RNA, 6845 nt
Organism: Xenopus tropicalis (tropical clawed frog)
Lineage: Eukaryota; Metazoa; Chordata; Amphibia; Anura; Pipidae
Gene: epha6
Product: EPH receptor A6
Exons: 17
Coding region: 2326-5304 (992 amino acids)
Biological process (GO): signal transduction; cell surface receptor protein tyrosine kinase signaling pathway; ephrin receptor signaling pathway
Cellular component (GO): membrane; plasma membrane
Molecular function (GO): nucleotide binding; transferase activity; protein tyrosine kinase activity
Source: RefSeq, a predicted model, not a curated record
UCACAAGGUGACUUUAUUAUCCUAAUAUACAAUAAGGCUUGACAUAAUUCAUCAACAAUACCCCCUCUCCCCAGUACAAAGUAUAACAUUAAGCAAAUGGUGGGGUGUAGCAGAACAGAAGCCAUAGCAUUGCCUCCCAUCCCUAUGCAGCGCUAUCCCCCUGAGAAGUAGUUAAGGGGAGUCAAGGCUGUUUUUCUGCAUUUUAACCUGUGCAGCGUUGGAAGAAAGCCUCUGUUUUCCCACGGUCUGCCCUAAUGCAUUCAAAGGGAGUGAGUCCUUGUCUAGUCAACUAACCCCCCCUAGUGCUGAGCACUGUAUGUGACCUGCGCAGAGCAGCCGGGAAAGCUCCUCUGUACCUCUCUGCGCUCAGCUAUCAUUCCCCUCCAGUGGAGAGAUACAUCAGAGCAGCUGGAUUCUCUCAACCCUGUGUAUCCUCUAUCACUUGCGCCUCUUUAUUCAUCUCAUUCCCCUCCGCUGCUCGGUCGCACAGGCUGCCAUGGAGGCGACUUGUCGCAGGACAGGGAGACUGACUUUAACGAUGUGCAGCUUGGGCUUCUUACAUUCCCCUGCGCUUUGAUAGCAGCAGCCCCAAUACACAGCGCCGACCCCAGUACUGUGGAUAAAACUGUCAGCUUGAGACUGCCUUGGGGGCCAGCCCUAGACUUUGUACUUAAAGAGGACUAGCUGAUGGCUAUUUAGGAUGCCCUGUUGGCAACCUUAACGAUUGCUUCAUAGGAGUAUGGUGAGGGGGAGAGUGGGGUUCUCUGCCACUGACUCAAUUUGGGGAGAAGGAGACUUGGUGCUUAUGUUAGCGGGGGGAUGGGGGAAAUUAUAUGUGAAGGGAAGGAUCGGCUGGACACCUUCAAACUUCACUUGUGUGACCCCCAGCUGAGGAACAGCCAGGUAACGCUGCUGCCGGUACUAGCGAUCGCUGAGCAUAGGUGGGUCAGGUCUGACACAGCCCAAGUACUUGCCCUGGCACUAAGCUUCCAUAUCCUCACACCGUCCGAGCAUCCCUAAGGCUCCCCCGGCUCAUUCCCGCAGCCUAAAUCCCACAGCAAACGCCGGCGGUGGUUAUUUGGAAGUGUGAAGGUUUGGGAAUCGGCUGCGGUUGCCCGAUAUGCAUUGGAGCUUCUCCGGGUCGCACCGUCUGCCCCGCUGUUUGGUGUUACCAGCGUUUCUGCGCAGCCAACAGUUCUAGGAUUCGGCUGAGUUGCCCUUCUGCCCCGGUGCGCUUUAUAUGGGAUUCUGUCCUAGCGACUAACGCCGAUGUGCGCAGUCCUUGGCCGCUGAUUUACGCAGGGGGCUCUGUGCUUUCCAAUGUACCGGGAGCUGUUCGAGGUGCUGGUUUCUGCCCAGUCCGGGAAUCUACAUAGGAUUUGGCCAGGGCGCUCUCCUUGGUGCUGGAUUCUGCUGAGUUGCGAUUCCCGCAAGUGAAGAGCGCUCGACUCGGUGCUUUUCCCAGCGGUGCAGUAGGUGCGUUUCCCAGCGGCGCAGUAGGUGCGUUUCCCAGCGGCGCAAUAGGUGCGUUUCCCAGCGGCGCAAUAGGUGCGUUUCCCAACAGUCCAACAGCGGCGCAGUAGCUGUGUUUCCCAGCGGCGCAAUAGGUGCGUUUCCCCCACAGUCCAACAGCGGCGCAGUAAGUGACCCAAGAGCGCCCCCCACUAACCCUGUCUGAUUGGGAACUAAAAACAUUCCACUUAUCUGGCUCCAACAAAUCAGACGAGAAAUAGCGAUGCUGCUACUGCUGCACAGGAUCCCACCGCAAAAGAAAUACAGCAUCGUGUCUGCACCAAGGCAGUGCCCCCCACUGGGUGUAAGUGGCAGUCUGUAGCGACUAUUGGAAGCCUGAGAGGUAAGGGGAACACCUGGAGUGUCAGACAUCAGUCCAUUUCUUUCCCUUUAACUGUGGUGAGGGGCCACAGUCAGUCUAGGCCAAAUUGAACCUGCUUUUGGGAAAGUUCUUAUGUACCUCAUACAGCUGAUCACAUGUAGAUUUACUCAGCCUAAACAAUUCAUCAUCUAUAUUUAUGCAAACUGACUGGAAGACAUCAAACUGCAUUCCUAACUGGAAGAUACAAUCACUUGAGUGCAAAGAAAGGAUUCUGGAAGAAGGUUUUGUGCUUAUAGUUUAGUUUGUGUCCAUAUGGUUGGCUGACCCAGAGAACUCACAUUUCCCCAGUGGGGGGAGUGGUCAUGUUCUGCCCCUGAGGAGCUGGAGAUCAAACUCAGUUCUGGAUUGUUACAUUCCAUGCUGUGGCCAUCAGGGAAGGAUCUAGCAGUCAAGGGGAAACUGGAGCUGCCUAGCAGGGGAGAAGGACAGUCAUGGGGAAAUGGGACUGGAGAACUGUCCUGGAGAAAACUGUUCUGCUCCUGUCCAUAGUCGGCAGCUUCAGGGUCGGCUCCAACCACCUCUCCGACAACCAAGUUGUGCUUCUUGAUACAACAACAGCAAUCGGUGAAUUGGGAUGGAAGACAUAUCCAGUAAAUGGGUGGGAUGCCAUCACAGAAAUGGAUGAAUACAACCGGCCCAUUCAUACUUAUCAAGUCUGCAAUGUGAUGGAAGCAAACCAAAACAAUUGGCUUCGAACAAACUGGAUAUCCCGCGAUGCAGCACAGAAAGUGUUUGUGGAGAUGAAAUUUACUCUGAGAGACUGUAACAGCAUACCCUGGGUUGUGGGAACGUGCAAGGAAACAUUCAAUUUGCACUAUAUGGAGUCAGAUGAUGCUCAUGCCGUCAAGUUCAAACCAACCCAAUAUAGUAAAAUCGACACCAUUGCUGCUGAUGAGAGUUUUACACAGAUGGAUUUGGGGGACCGGAUUUUAAAACUUAACACAGAGGUUCGGGAAGUGGGACCUAUCACCAAGAAAGGAUUUUACCUAGCAUUUCAGGAUAUUGGGGCCUGCAUUGCUUUAGUCUCGGUAAGAGUCUACUAUAAAAAAUGCCCCUACAUGGUGCGAAAUUUGGCAAUGUUUCCAGAUACUAUUCCCAGAGUUGAUUCUUCAUCACUUGUGGAAGUACGAGGUUCUUGCAUAAAGUAUGCAGAGGAACGAGACACCCCCAAGUUGUACUGUGGAGCUGAUGGCGAUUGGCUUGUUCCUCUCGGACGCUGUGUCUGCAGUAUUGGAUAUGAAGAAGUGGAUGGAUCGUGCCACGCGUGCCGCCCAGGAUUCUACAAGUCGUUUGCUGGGAAUAUCAAAUGUUCCAAAUGUCCUCCACACAGUUUCACCUAUGCUGAGGCAACAACUGUGUGCCAGUGUGAAAAAGGUUUCUACAGAGCUGAGAAAGACCCUCCGUCUAUGGCUUGUACAAAACCACCUUCGGCUCCAAGGAAUGCCAACUUUAACAUGAACGAAACUGCUCUUUAUUUGGAGUGGAGUCCACCUAUUGACACUGGCGGAAGAAAGGAUGUUGUGUACAAUGUUCUCUGCAAGAAGUGCGAUCCCAGCCAAUGUGAACUCUGUGGCGGCGGAAUUCGUUACGUUCCCGCACAUUCUGGCCUGCAAAAUGCUUCCGUCACUGUGCUGGAUUUCUUAUCCCAUGUCAACUACACCUUUGAUAUCGAAGCAACAAAUGGUGUCUCUGAACUUAGCUUCUUACCCAAACCGUAUACGUCCAUCAUGAUUACAACUGACCAAGAAGCCCCGUCAUUAAUUGGCAUGGUGAGAAAAGACUGGGCAUCGCAAAACAGCAUUGCGCUCUCCUGGCAAGAACCUGACUAUCCAAAAGGGCUUAUUGUGGACUACGAGAUCAAGUAUUAUGAGAAAGAACACGAGCAGCUCAGCUAUUCCUCUACAAGAUCCAAAGCUCCGAGUGUUAUUAUCACAGGCCUGAAGCCAGCCACCAAGUACAUAUUUCACAUCCGUGUCCGCACUACGGCGGGGUACAGCGCCUAUAGCCAUAAGUUUGAAUUUGAAACCGGAGACGAGACAUCUGAUCUGGCUGCAGAACAAGGACAGAUUCUCGUAAUAGCCACGGCGGCUGUUGGCGGAUUUACACUUCUGGUCAUUCUCACGCUGUUCUUCCUAAUCACUGGGAGGUGCCAAUGGUAUAUUAAAGCGAAGAUGAAAUCAGAAGAGAAAAGAAGAGCCAAUUUACAAAAUGGACAUUUGCAAUUCCCAGGUGUGAAAACCUACAUUGAUCCAGAUACUUAUGAAGACCCUUCCUUAGCUGUCCAUGAGUUUGCCAAAGAAAUAGAUCCUUCCAGGAUACGCAUUGAAAGAGUGAUUGGAGCAGGAGAGUUUGGAGAGGUCUGUAGUGGAAGAUUAAAGACCCCGGCGAAGAAGGAAAUCCCAGUGGCCAUUAAAACUUUAAAAGGAGGAUAUGUGGACAGGCAGAGGAAAGAUUUUCUGCGAGAAGCAAGUAUCAUGGGACAGUUCGAUCACCCAAAUAUUAUCCGACUGGAAGGAGUUGUCACAAAAAGCAGACCUGUGAUGAUUGUGGUUGAAUACAUGGAAAAUGGAUCCCUCGAUUCAUUCCUGCGGAAACACGAUGGUCAAUUUACAGUAAUCCAGCUGGUGGGAAUGCUACGAGGAAUUGCCUCUGGAAUGAAAUACCUCUCCGAUAUGGGUUAUGUACAUCGGGACCUUGCAGCCAGGAAUAUCCUAGUCAACAGCAAUUUAGUAUGCAAAGUGUCAGAUUUUGGACUUUCUCGGGUGUUAGAAGAUGACCCAGAUGCUGCAUAUACAACAACGGGUGGCAAGAUUCCCAUACGAUGGACAGCUCCCGAAGCAAUAGCUUUCCGCAAGUUUUCUUCUGCCAGCGAUGCCUGGAGUUAUGGCAUUGUUAUGUGGGAAGUGAUGUCAUAUGGAGAAAGACCCUACUGGGAGAUGUCAAACCAAGAUGUCAUUCUGUCUAUAGAAGAAGGUUAUCGGCUUCCUGCACCCAUGGGCUGCCCAGUUUCACUCCAUCAGCUAAUGCUUCAUUGUUGGCAAAAAGACAGGAAUAUUCGGCCCAAGUUUUCAGAUAUCGUUGGCUUCCUGGACAAACUGAUCCGCAAUCCCAGUGCUCUGCACAUCCUUGUGGAAGAUAUCCUGGGAAUGCCCGAAUCCCCAGGUGAUGCACCAGAAUACCAUUUUGUAGUCACAGUAAGCGAGUGGCUUGAAUCCAUAAAGAUGGGUCAGUACGCCCAUAAUUUCAUGGCUUCAGGGUUCACAACGUUGGACAUGGUUUCGAGAAUGACCAUCGAUGACAUAAGAAGAAUUGGCAUCACACUCAUUGGGCACCAGAGAAGAAUAGUGACCAGCAUACAGACUUUACGACUACAGAUUAUGCAUAUACAGGAAAAAGGAUUCCAUGUAUGAACUUAGUAGAAACAACUGUUUUGUGCCUCAGCAUUUCUUUAACAGAAGAUAUUCUUAUGCCUCAUUUGGGACUUUCCCCCAUCUCUAGAUGAUCAAACUCCUUAUAAAAAGAGAGAGAGAAGAAAAUGCUUCCAGAGUGGGGAUUUUAAAACAAAACUCAGAAAUCUAAAACUGACAUAUUAUCCUGGGCCCUACUGCAGACCGACUGCUUCCUGGUGAUGAAUGACAAAGAAUGGAUGGACUGGUUUGAUAGUUUAUAGUUGGCAUUGGACUCAACUGGGGUAACUCUAGCUUCCUGUUUGAGUAUCUCCUGGAAGACAUGGUGAAGACUGUUGACUUACCUUUGCUACAUGGUUUACCGUUUACACUAUAAAAUGUGCAAUUUAGAAUAAGGAUGCAAAUAUAAAACAAUAUAGCUGAACUAACCAGCUAGCCCAAAACACAAGUUGAUCUUAUCCAUACGUCAAGGUUCAGAGAAUGGCGGAACAACAAGGUGACUUUCCAGGCAUAAGUGAUGGUUUGAUGUAGUAAGCUUGUGUGUGUGACUAUUUCAGAUGAAACAAGUGUACUUCCUAAAGGCCCAGGACUAAAUUAUACCUGUAAUGCUCUAUAUUCUUGUACUUUUACAGUUUAGAAUCUGAAAAAAAAUGUCUUCUAGUGUUUUUAUUAAAUCUCUGCCUCUUAAAACCCUUCCAUAGAAAGUAUUGGGGGGAUGGUGUAGCCCUGCAGGUAGGAUGUGCAGGUAAUAAUUGCUGGUCCUUUGUUUUCUAGGAUAUUUAAAAGCACACAGAAAAAUAGAUAAGCAAAUAUCAUAUGUAUAUGUGUUUCAGUAUUAAGUCUUCUUAAUGAUUACAUAUAAAAAUAUUUAUAUUAAGCUUAAAAAAUAUUUGUUUCCUUUCCGUGCAUAAUGGCAUAACGUGCCUUUUUAUAGGGUCUUCUAUUUAACAAAAUUGCUGCUUCUCGGAGGCCCGGUCCGUACUGAUUCCAGUUUAUUUUACUUUUUUUUUCAUUGCUGAGACUGGUUUCUUUUAUUCUGUCUGCAUUACUCUAUGUCAGAGAACAGGCAGAAUGUGGUUGUAGGUACAGAAGACUCAAGCUAGAGUAAAGGGAACCCAAGCAAUGCAUGAAGUCUAGAGACUCCAUCUGAGGAUGAUUAUAUAGAUCACUGAUGAUCAGCCUGAAGCCCUCUAGCUGUUAUUUAACUAUAACUGAACUACAAGUCACCAUGAUAUAAACAGCUAACAAUUGUUACACAGUAUAAAUGAGUUCUUUCAACUACAUUUCCCCACUUGGGGUCCCUUAUAUACAUCAUGCAUCUACUUUUUUAAAAAAAAUUAACAGAGCCUAGGGGAUCGCCACUUUAUGAGUUAAAAUCAGUCCCACAACCAUGUCUCAACCUAGUAAUUAGUUGGACUUUGGUCCAAUCCAAACCAACUCAAAAAUAUAGGAGGUGUCCUACAAAGAAUAGAUACAGGUAUGGGAUCCCUUAUCCAGAAAGUUCUGAAUUAUGGAAAGGCCAUCUCCCAUAAACUCCAUUAUAA